AUGAUGGAUGAUCAAACGAAGGAUGAAGGAAGUUUCCCUGAGCUAAGGCUAAAUUCUCUGAAGGCCGCCAUACCCCCAGCCUGUUUUCAGCCCUCGCUGCCUACUUCGCUCAUGUAUCUCCUCCGUGACAUAGGCUACUGUGGCCUCUUGAUAUACUGUGCUCUCCAGAUUGACAGAAUUCCGUUGUCCGGGGCUCGAUAUUUAGCCUGGAUAUGCUAUGGCUUCUUCCAAGGCUGCGUCGGCGUGGGCUUCUGGAUUUUGGCGCAUGAGUGCGGACAUGGUGCAUUCUCCCUUUACCCAUGGGUAAAUGACAUUAUAGGGUACGCUCUGCACUCUGCUCUUCUAGUGCCCUACUUCUCUUGGAAGACCACACAUGCUCGUCAUCACCGUUACACCGGCCAUAUGGGCAAGGAUACUGCAUUUGUGCCCUUCACAAAAGAAGAGUAUGAGAAUUCCAUACCCUUCUUAUCCCACACGGCGAUUGAAUAUUUUGAGGAUGCCCCUGCGAUGGCACUAUUGGAGUUGUUGAUCCACCAGCUGUUUGGCUGGCCGAUGUAUCUUCUUUUCAAUGUCAGUGCCGGGGUGGACAGUUUACCAAGUCAACAUGCGGGAUCAUCAAGAAAAAGUCAUUUUGAUCCAUUUGGAGCUCUUUUUACCCAGUCGCAGAGACUCUACAUCCUACUUUCUGAUCUGGGUUUGGCAGCAUUUGGGUGUAUACUGGUGGCACUAUACACACAGGUUGGCUUACAGCAGGUCUUGCUGCUGUACUUUCUCCCAUAUAUCUGGGUCAAUCACUGGAUUGUCUCCAUUACCUAUCUUCAUCAUACUCAUCCGUCCUUGCCGCAUUACGGAGAUAAAAGCUGGACUUUUCUGAAGGGAUCUUUGUCUACAAUAUAUCGUACGACAGGAUUUCUAGGUCGCCACUUAUUCCACGAUAUCAUUGACUUUCACGUUGUUCAUCAUCUUUUCCCAAACAUCCCAUUUUAUAAAGCGGAAGAGGCAACACGGGCGAUUCGACCACUUCUUGGUCCGCUUUAUAACGAGCAAAAAGAGGCGUCUUUGAUCUGGUCUCUAUACCCCACGUUCCGCUUCUGCAAGUUUGUUUCCAAUGUCGAUUCUGCCUCAUCUGGCGAGGGCCCGGAAAUAUUCAGAUGGAAUACAGACAAGAUG
Messenger RNA from Penicillium verhagenii, 1170 nucleotides. Its product is annotated as oleate delta-12 desaturase. The annotation marks the transcript as partial. The transcript is spliced from 3 exons. Gene Ontology annotation, molecular function: oxidoreductase activity. Gene Ontology annotation, biological process: lipid metabolic process. The record is from RefSeq and is a predicted model, not a curated record. Lineage: Eukaryota; Fungi; Ascomycota; Eurotiomycetes; Eurotiales; Aspergillaceae.